Molecule: messenger RNA, 1119 nt
Organism: Nilaparvata lugens (brown planthopper)
Lineage: Eukaryota; Metazoa; Arthropoda; Insecta; Hemiptera; Delphacidae
Gene: Apf
Product: bis(5'-nucleosyl)-tetraphosphatase [asymmetrical]
Exons: 5
Coding region: 188-619 (143 amino acids)
Biological process (GO): AMP biosynthetic process; ATP biosynthetic process
Molecular function (GO): bis(5'-nucleosyl)-tetraphosphatase (asymmetrical) activity
Source: RefSeq, a predicted model, not a curated record
UUUCUACAUUUUCAAAAUAAACAGACAUAACCUCAAAUCACAAUAACUAUUUUCUACUGUGCCUGUAGCAAGAUGGUAGAUGUUGAUGUCAUUGAUUAGUUCGCCUAACUCAAUUAACGUAGUUUAAAACAUCUAUGCUUCAUUGUUAUCAAUAUUCCUUAUAAACUAUUUCGAAAUUCAAUAAACUAUGACUGAAAAAGUGACAAGAGCGGCUGGACUUCUAAUUUUUCGAAGAAAUCCUAACGUGGAGUAUCUGUUAUUGAAAGCUUCUUACAAACCUUACCAUUGGACUCCACCAAAAGGACAUUUAGACCCUGGUGAAGAUGAGAUGCAAGCAGCUUUAAGGGAAACUGUUGAAGAAUCUGGGCUCAGUGCAGAGAGCCUUGCAAUCGACAAAAAGUUUCAUAAACAAUUAGUGUAUGAAGCGUUUGGAAAACAGAAGACGGUUUCCUAUUGGCUCGCAGAAAUCGUAGACAAAAAUGCAACUGUCAAAUUAUCUUCUGAACAUCAAGCAUUUGAAUGGUGUACUAUUGAAAAAGCGCUUGAUAAAGUGGAAUAUGAAGAUACAAAGUCACUCUUGAGAGAAGCGGAGAAAUAUUUGGAAACAUCGGAUAAAUAAUAAUCUUUGAGGCCCCAGUCCCCAGAUAUCGGCACAAAAGUUGUCUUGGUCUGCAGGGGUUGAAGUAAUGACAUACCUGUUGCCAGCAUGAAGUUGUAAUUUGGGAAUGCAGUCCAGCCGAUGGCGCAACGUAUGAAAGGCAGGCGUCUGUGGUAACAGCAUGAGAAGGCCAUACAGUGCUCUGACAAGCGGUCCGUUGUGGGGAACUUCCAAUAACUCCAAUCUCACAUCUGUCGAAUAUAAAAUCAUUAGAAACUGAAUAAAAUUGGAAGUGACUUAAAUCUACGUUAAGGUGAGAAAUAUUUCCUUAUUAAAGUCAAUUGAUGAAGAUAUCGUGAGAGCGAUCUUACCUCGAAAUUGUUCAUAGAAUGUCCCUCAACUUUUAAUAACAAAUCAUUUCUAUGAAAGGUUUACAAAGUGUAUAGAACGUAAAUAAUCACCUCAAUAUUGAUUAUUUUUAUGAUAAUCAAUUAAUUUCACUAAUUGAACUGUACAUACUG